AUGUCGCGCUUUGAACUUUUUUCUCCUGAGGGAUUACGCAUAGAUGGCCGAAGAUGGAACGAAUUACGGCAUUUUAGUUGUAAAAUCAAUACACACCCUAAUUCUGCUGAUGGAUCGUCAUAUGUUGAACAGGGUCUCACAAAGGUCGUGUGCAUAGCUAAGGGCCCUCGUGAGCCAGAUGGACGCAAUCAAACAAGCAAUGAUGGCGUUUUGCUAAACAUUGAUAUUACAGUUCCACCAUUUAGCACUACUGAGCGCAAGAGACGAGCUCGCAAUGAUCGUCGGAUACAAGAGAUGUGCAUUUGCUUACGACGGCUAUUUAAAGAAGCAGUGCUGUCGCACUUGUAUCCCCGUACUGUCAUUGACAUUAAUCUCUAUGUGGUGGCCGAAGAUGGCGGGAUGUUGCCAGCAUGUAUCAAUGCAGCAACUCUUGCUUUGAUUGAUGCAGGCAUUUCAAUGAAGGAUUAUGUUUCUGGCUGCUCGACAGCUAUGUACGGAGACAACCCACUUUUAGAUCCUUGCCAUGCUGAGGAGCAAGACGUUUCAUUUGUUAAUGUGGGCGUAAUUGGCAAGACCACUGAACGGCUUUCGCUUUUACUGCUAGAAAACAAAAUGCCACUGGAUCGUCUGGAGCCAGCAAUUGCACUUUCACUUUCAGGCUGCCAAUCCAUUCGGAGCAUGAUGGAUGCCGAGGUUCGGAGGCAUGGUGCUAGCCGUAAGGCCAAAACAAUAUCACUUGAGUAG
Molecule: messenger RNA, 744 nt
Organism: Magnusiomyces paraingens
Lineage: Eukaryota; Fungi; Ascomycota; Dipodascomycetes; Dipodascales; Dipodascaceae
Exons: 3
Coding region: 1-744 (247 amino acids)
Biological process (GO): nuclear mRNA surveillance; poly(A)-dependent snoRNA 3'-end processing; rRNA catabolic process
Cellular component (GO): nuclear exosome (RNase complex); cytoplasmic exosome (RNase complex); nucleolus
Source: RefSeq, a predicted model, not a curated record